Messenger RNA from Perognathus longimembris pacificus (Pacific pocket mouse), 3659 nucleotides. It is a transcript of the gene Zcchc24, whose product is annotated as zinc finger CCHC-type containing 24. The transcript is spliced from 4 exons. Lineage: Eukaryota; Metazoa; Chordata; Mammalia; Rodentia; Heteromyidae. Bases 181 to 906 code for a protein of 241 amino acids. The record is from RefSeq and is a predicted model, not a curated record. Gene Ontology annotation, molecular function: nucleic acid binding; zinc ion binding.
CGGCGGUGGCAGCGGCUGCGGGCAGCGCGCGCAGGACGCGGGGCGCGGCGCGCGAAGGCGAACGCCAUCCGGGCUUGGGCAGCUGGCAGUGGGCAAUACAGGCUCCCCGGUGCCCGCCCCUCCGCCGGGAGGGGGGCGCGAGCGGGCGGCCGGGGAGGGGCCGGCACCGCCGCGGCAAAAAUGAGCCUGCUGUCGGCCAUCGACACGAGCGCCGCCUCGGUGUACCAGCCGGCCCAGCUGCUCAACUGGGUCUACCUGUCGCUGCAGGACACGCACCAGGCCAGUGCCUUCGAUGCCUUCCGGCCCGAGCCUCCUGCUGGCGCCGCGCCCCCGGAGCUGGCCUUCGGCAAGGGCCGCCCCGAGCAGCUGGGCUCGCCCCUGCACUCCAGCUAUCUCAACAGCUUCUUCCAGCUGCAGCGCGGAGAGGCUCUGGGCAGCAGCGUGUACAAGAGUGCCUCACCCUAUGGCUCCCUCAACAACAUCGCAGACGGCCUCAGCUCCCUCACAGAACACUUCUCAGACCUGGCCCUCACCUCCGAGGCCCGCAAGCCCAGCAAGCGGCCCCCACCAAACUACUUGUGCCACCUGUGUUUCAACAAAGGCCACUACAUCAAGGACUGCCCCCAGGCACGGCCCAAAGGCGAGGGUCUGACCCCGUACCAGGGCAAAAAGCGCUGCUUUGGAGAGUACAAGUGUCCCAAGUGCAAGAGAAAAUGGAUGAGCGGGAACUCGUGGGCCAACAUGGGGCAGGAGUGCAUCAAGUGCCACAUCAACGUGUACCCGCACAAGCAGAGACCCUUGGAGAAGCCCGACGGCCUGGACGUGUCUGACCAGAGCAAGGAGCAUCCGCAGCAUUUGUGUGAGAAGUGCAAGGUCCUCGGCUACUACUGCCGCCGCGUGCAGUGACAGCCACCACCGUUGCCUGUCGCACCCUGCCAGCCGCCAGGCCUGCCUCCCAGGCUGCUUAGCGGGACUGCGAGGCCCCUGGCGGGGCUGGGAGAAGGGGCAACCUUCCCAGGCUGUGGGCCUGGCAGGGGGCUACUGGAGGCCUUGUCUUAUGUGUGCUGAGAAGUAGUUUGACAGCUGAGCUGCAGCAGGCAGGGAGGGGUUCGCAUUCUGUACGGUGUUCCCCGGGGCUCUGUGCUCUGUGGAGAAGUAAAGGCAGAGGGCAGAGCCAGGAACCCCUUCCCCGGCCCCCAGACCCUUCUUUCUAAGUGAGCAGCCUUGUCUGGCCACCAGCACACUAAAUGAACUGUGAAUCCUGAGAUCUGUAGUGGGGGGGGGGCGGGGUCAUCUCCCCAAGACCAGCCGGACCAGCUUAGCUCCCACCAGAAUUUUCCAGCGUGCCUAUGUGACAAGCCCCUCCCUGACUGCCCUUGUUUCCAGUGGUUCACCGGCACUCACAGGAAGCAAGCACCUGUUCUAGCCCCUGCUGGGAGGGGCCUCUGUCCCCACCAACACUCAGCCCCAAGCCCUGCUCACCUGUGAUGUCACUGUGCGCACACACACACACACACACACACACACACACACACACACACAGCCUCAGGGGCCACAAGAGCCUGGAAGGCAGAGGGCCGAAUAUCCGGCAGUGCUCUGUGUGCAUCACUGUGCCCCCUCUUUACAUGACUCCCCCUGUCCAGAAACUGCCACAGGCUUGGGUCCUGCAAGUCCCAUUUCCUUCUCUCCCCUUGGCCUCUCAUCCCCACUGGGGGAGGAGGCAGUGACCCAACCAGUGCUACGAGGCCCCCAUAUAGAAGCUUCCCUAGAAGGAAGGACUCAGGUCUGACAUUCACCUGGGGCAAAGACGCCUCAUCUCCAGCCUCAGUUUCCCUGUCAGUUAGUGAGUAACAUCCGACAGCCAUGUUGUCGGGGUACCUCUCUGGACAGAGAGCUUUCUUUGGGGAGAAGCCCAGGUUUGGGAAGGGGGGACUCCUGUCAGGCAUGCCCCAGUUGGUCCUUUAGGAAGUCAGGGUGAGGGAAGCAGAGCCCACCCUGUGACCCCUGUGACUGUGUCCCCCUCCCUACCAUCAUGAAAAAGGACCCUCUCUUUACCUGGGUGCCCCCAAGCCCUUCCAUCUGGGGGGGAGGGGUAAUGCCUGAAACAGACUGCAGAGCCUUUCAUUUGAAAACCGGGGACAGUGAUAUCCUCCUACCUCCUUAGGGGGCUGAGAGGCGUCUGAGCAUCACAGGGCAAGGGCACCCCCUGUUCCCACCCAAGUAGACAUGUACCCCCUCCCUCCCCAGAGAGAAGGCCCAGUCUCUCGGUGGUCUUUUUUCUCCCUGGGGAGAGAGAAUCAGCAACCAGGAUUGGUGGCUUGAUUCCCAUCUCCACCCCCAACACUACAACUCUGUAGGAAAAAGAAAAAGGAAAAAAAAAAAAAAAAGAAAAAGAAAAGAAAGAAAGGAAAAGAAAUCAGACCACAAAAUGGUCCUGAAAUUCAAAUGUUUACCAGGCUGGAGCACACCCAUCUGGUGACCAGUCGCCUUCUGUUUGCAAGUGAGCGUGCUUUGUACAGUUGAAGAGUUACCGUGAAGUGUUAGCCAAGGUCCAGGGAGCGAAUGAACAAGACUGAGCACUUCCACAGCCCGAGCACUGCAGGAUGGGUUGGUGGGGGGGGGCAUGUCCUCUGAGCACUUAGCAGCAGCACCCCUGAACCCCUCAGAGGCAGCAUGCCCACUGCAGACAGGCAGCUUCAGCUCCCUCUCGGGACUGUCACCCAGGCCUCUCAGCCCAGCUGCUCCCCUGGGAGAAGCUGGGUGGCCUUGACCCACUGUUUUUGUCCUCCAGAGGAGCUGUUGCUGUCAAUCAUCCUCCUGAGUGUUGGGGUGGGGAGAAAGGCAUUGUGCUUAUCUCAGCUGUGAGGAUGACCAGGGCUUGGGGGUCCCUUGAUCCAAGGAUAUCUGGGGCCUGCCAACACUGUUACAAAAGCAGGGGGGGAAGCCCAGCCCUGCACAGAACGCAGACUCCAGACCGCAAGAGGCCAGGCCAGCAGGAGAGCUUUUACCCCAAAGUGACCUUUUUUUUUUUUUUUUUUUUCUUUCUGGUAGCUGGUCCAACUGGCAGUCAUUACCCUAUAAUGACAUCUGUGCAGGCCCCGCCUCCCCCACCACCUCCGCAGGGGCGGCCGCCAUGCCUCCUUCUCGCUGCUGACUGACUGGGGAGCCUGCUAGGGUCAGCAAAAGACACCACAGCCCAGGCCAGUGCUUAGAGAGAAUUCAGUGCUCAGAGGAUCUGGUAGCCCAGGAGACAGGAUAGUGUGCCGUCGCAAUUAAGUUCAAAAGGGACAGUUGCUUGUAUUAAGUAGAUCUAGCGAUCGAGUUGAGAGGUUAUAGUGGGUGCCAUACAUAUGAAGUACUCAUAGCUCUAUUUGUGAAUUUGUAUUUAUUUUGAGUUAUACUUGACACAGAAUUCCUUUUUAAAAAACAAAACAAAACAAAAUAAAAACACCAUGUGUGUAUUAUGAGGGGGAAAAAUUCACAGAUGUUAACAUUUCUGACCAGUUUUUGUCACAACACUGAAUUUGGUAGCUUCUCAUGGAAAAAAAUCUUUACAGUGAUUUUUUUUAUCUGUAUAUAUUUGAGGACCUUUUAAAGAAAAAGAAAAAGAAAAGGAUGAUGAUGGUUUGAUAUUUUUUAGAUUUUAAAAAGCAAUUAAA